AUGGCGGAUCAUUCCCGUUCCCCGAAGACGGAUUUCUACAGCACCCUCGGCAUAACGGCGACCUCAUCCAUUAAAGAAAUCUGCAAGGCAUACAAAUCCCUUGUCCUGAAAUGGAGUACUCCUGAUAAGAAUCCCUUCAAUCAAAAAGAAGCACAAGAGAAAUUCACUGCCAUCAACGAAGCCUACGACAAGAGCACGACUCCUAUCGUCUUUUCCCAAUCCACGGCGAAGAAGAAACCUGCCCCCGUCGAGAGAAAGCUUGAAUGCGCGCUCGAGGAGUUGCUCGACGGUUGCGUGAAGAAGAUCAAGAUUACUAGAGAUGUCAUCGCAGAAACCGGGGUAAUUGUCCAAGAAGAAGAGGUACUAUGGAUAACUGUGAAGCCUGGAUGGAGAAGAGGAACGAAGAUCAUGUUUGAAGGAAAGGGAGAUGAGAAACCAGGCUAUCUUCCGGCCGAUAUAAUCUUGUUGAUAGACGAAAAACGACACCCUUUGUAUGAAAGGGAAGGUGAUGAUUUGGAAAUAGUUGUUGAGAUUCCUUUAGUGAAAGCUCUCACCGGAUGCUCAAUCCCAAUCCCUCUAUUGGGAGGUGACAACAUGACACUGUCGUUUGAUGAUAUCAUAUACCCGGGCUAUGAAAAGGUUAUAAGAGGACAGGGCAUGCCGAACCCUAAAGAGCAAUCGAGGAGGGGCGACCUCCGGAUCAAGUUUCUUGUCGAGUUUCCAGCGGAACUGAGCGAUGAACAGCGAGCGGAAGCUGUUGAUAUUCUGCAAGAUUGUUCUUGA
Morus notabilis is the source of this 783-nucleotide messenger RNA. RefSeq names its product dnaJ homolog subfamily B member 13. NCBI's taxonomy places the organism in Eukaryota, Viridiplantae, Streptophyta, Magnoliopsida, Rosales, Moraceae. The record is from RefSeq and is a predicted model, not a curated record. The transcript is spliced from 3 exons. The coding region runs from base 1 to 783 and encodes 260 amino acids. Gene Ontology annotation, cellular component: cytosol. Gene Ontology annotation, molecular function: protein-folding chaperone binding.